CCCGCCCCUCCUCCAGGAACGAGCGCUCUUUCUGGACGCACGCGCGGUGCCAGGAGGGAGUUCCGUUUCCGGCCCGGUGGCUUCCGACUUUUGGCGUUCGGUAGUCGCGGUUGGUGGGUAGCAACUGAGCCAAGAUGUUGCGGAAUCUGCUGGCCCUCCGUCAGGUUACCCAGAGGACCAUCAGCACUACUUCACGACGGCAUUUUGAAAACAAAGUUUCAGAGAAACAAAAGCUGUUUCAGGAGGAUAAUGGGAUCCCAGUGCAUCUGAAGGGCGGGACAUCUGAUGCUCUCCUCUACAGACUUACAAUGGCUCUGACACUUGGUGGAACAGUGUAUGCCAUCUAUCAGUUAGCCAUGGCUUCAUUUCCCAAGAAGCAGAACUGACUUCAUCCCAGCCUUCCCGUGGUUCAGUUGCAUUCAGCGCUCGGACCAGGAAUCUGAUGAGUAACUGAGCUCUUCUUUGGGGAUCAAUAUUUAUUGAUGUGUACUAACUGCCACCAAUAAAGCAGUCUUUACCAUG
Messenger RNA from Mesocricetus auratus (golden hamster), 522 nucleotides. Its product is annotated as cytochrome c oxidase subunit 7A2, mitochondrial. Lineage: Eukaryota; Metazoa; Chordata; Mammalia; Rodentia; Cricetidae. The transcript is spliced from 4 exons. Gene Ontology annotation, biological process: mitochondrial respirasome assembly; regulation of oxidative phosphorylation; mitochondrial electron transport, cytochrome c to oxygen. The record is from RefSeq and is a predicted model, not a curated record. Bases 135 to 386 code for a protein of 83 amino acids.